Apis florea (little honeybee) is the source of this 4987-nucleotide messenger RNA. RefSeq names its product macroglobulin complement-related (gene Mcr). Gene Ontology annotation, molecular function: protein binding; endopeptidase inhibitor activity. Lineage: Eukaryota; Metazoa; Arthropoda; Insecta; Hymenoptera; Apidae. The record is from RefSeq and is a predicted model, not a curated record. Gene Ontology annotation, cellular component: extracellular region.
AUACAUAGUGACAUAACAUAACACUAUGUAUUCAUGCAAGUUGAAUGGGAAUGAAAUAGUAAUUGGUAAAUGUGUAUUUUGGGCGUUGACCGCUAGUUAAUUACAGUAUAUCAACAUGUGGAUCUGGAUUUUAUUAAUGUUUGCUUGCGGAAACGCAGAGUUUUGGAAUGGACUGGAUAAUAAUCAAACUGGAUUUGGCUUAAGAAAUUCUAGAAAUCCAAAUGACAAUAUUAUAAUAAAAGAAGCUACCUACUUUGUGGUUGCAUCUCGAAUGGUUAGGCCAGGACAGAUUUACCGAUUAGAUGUAAAUGUUUUAUAUAGUGUAUUACCAAUGAUGGUACGUGCAUCCAUUCAAAGGAAUGGAGUAGAAAUAGCUGCAAAUUUUCAAGAAGUAAAAGAAGGCAUUCCAGAAACAUUAAUGAUGAGAUUACCACCUACAUCUGUCAAUGGAGAAUAUAAAUUAAGAGUGGAAGGAACAUAUAAUAGUUUAACUGGUGGUCAAGCAUUUUUAAAUGAGACCAAACUUAUAUUUUCUCAACGAUCAAUGACAAUUUUUAUUCAGUUGGACAAACCAGUAUAUAUGCAAAAAGAAACUGUGAGAUUUAGAACUAUACCAAUAGAUACUGAACUCAAAGCAUUCAAUAAUCCUACAGAUAUAUAUAUGUUAGAUCCAUAUAGAAGAGUAAUGAAACGAUGGUUAAGUAGACAAAGUAAUUUAGGAACAGUAUCCUUAUCAUAUCAACUUUCUGAUCAGCCAGUUUUUGGAGAAUGGAUUAUACAAGUAAUAGCACAAAAUCAAAUAGAAGAGAAAACUUUCCUAGUUGAAGAAUAUUAUCAAACACGUUUUGAAGUUAAUGUUACAAUGCCAGCAUUUUUUUUUGAUAAUGAUCAAUAUGUACAUGGCAUAGUUCAAGCAAAUUAUACUAGUGGUGCACCAGUAAGAGGAAAUUUAACUUUAAAAGCACGUGUCAGAUCAUUAGAUAGAGCAUAUACAGAAUCUACUUCUGAACCUGUAGAAAGAUAUUUUUAUUUUGAUGAAUAUUAUCCUGCAUGGUUGAAAGUAUCAAAUUAUUUAGAAAAUAAGAUUCCUGUAUUAAGAUUUUUUAAUGGAACUUAUCAUUUUCGAUAUCCAAUGUCAGAAUUAUUAAAUUAUGUUCCAACUGCAAAUGGAGUAGAAAUUACUGUAACUGCAACAGUUGGCGAAAGAUUCUUAGAUGAAAUAAUCUCAGGUUACUCUAUGGCUCGAAUUUUUAAUUCCACUACAAAGAUACGAUUUUUAGGUGGAUCACCGCAAGUUUUCAAACCAACAAUGCCAUUUACUUUAAAUUUAGUAGCGUCAUUCCACGAUGAUUCGGCAUUGAGACCAACACAAUUAAAAGGAGCUGUAAUGGAAAUUCGGGCAGAUAUCGAAAUGAGAGCAGGCGGCCACAGAACGCUAGAAACUCAAUAUUUAAAACAUUUGCAGGAUAAUGAAGGCAUUUGGUCUACAAGAAUUGAUUUAAGAAAACAACUUGGACUUGAUCAUAAUGUAGAUCAAGCACAACAAAUACUCAAUGAUAUCUCUUCUAUGAAAGUUUUUGCUUAUCUAACUGAUGGAGAAGGAUUUAGAACGCAAACUGAAUUAUUGUUAUUGGCACAUGAAUCACCAAAUCAACAACAUAUAAAAAUUUCAACAUCAACAGAGAAACCUAAAGUUGGGGAAUACAUUAUAUUUCAUGUUCAAACAAAUUUUUAUAUUGAUACUUUUAAUUAUCUCAUUAUGGCAAAAGGAAUUAUACUUUUAACGGGACAAAAUAUUAUGGAAAACAAUAUAAAAACAUUUGCUGUUCCUCUAAGUGCAGAAAUGGCACCUGUUGCAACAGCAGUUGUAUAUCAUAUUGGGCAAUAUGGUAAUGUAGUAGCUGACUCUUUAACUUUUUCUGUAAAUGGUAUUUCACGCAAUAACUUUACCGUAUUUAUUAAUAAUAAAAAAGCUAGAACAGGCGAAAAUGUUGAAAUAGCUAUUUAUGGAGAACCAGGAGCAUAUGUCGGUCUUUCAGGUAUAGAUAGAUCAUUUUUUACCAUGCAAGCUGGAAAUGAAUUAACAUAUGCUAAUGUUAUAUCAAAAAUGGCACAUUUUGAUGAAGAUACAAAUGGAACUCAUUCCCAUACUUGGAUAUAUCACGAAGGUGAUCCAGAUGAAAGUUACUUUCCAUCAUCAACUUUUGGUAUAGAUGCCAAUAGAACAUUUGAAUAUGUAGGAUUAAUAGUUUUCACAGAUGCUUUCAUUUAUCGAAGACCUGAUAACUGUAAUGUAACUCAAGGAUAUGGAGAAUGUCUCUCUGGAAGAUGUUAUAUAUUAGAUAAAAAAUGUGAUGGAGUAUAUGAUUGCGAUGAUGGUACUGAUGAAGCAGCUUGCGAAUUUAAAAAUGCGACCGAUAUUGCAUUAUUUAGAAAAUGGCGAUUUAACAGAUUAAAAAGACAAUAUGAAAAUGUUUGGUUAUGGAAGGAUAUUAAUAUAGGACCUCAUGGUAGACAUAUCUUCAAUAUAGAUGUGCCAAGAAGACCAGUCCAUUGGAUGGUUAUGGCGUUUAGUAUGUCUCCAAGUAUGGGUUUUGGUAUGUUACCAAAAGCCAUUGGAUAUAUGGGAGUCUUACCAUUUUACAUUAAUGUUGAAAUGCCUACUCAUAGUAAACAAGGGGAACAAAUUGGUAUCCGUGUUUCUGUUUUCAAUUACUUAUGUCAUAAUAUAGAAGCUGUAGUAGUUCUAGCUGAUUCCAAAGACUAUAAAUUCGUUCACGUUGAAGAUAAUGGUAUUGUACAAUCAUAUAAACCACGUACAUCUUUUGGUGAACAUCAAUUCUUUAUUUGGAUUCCUGCUCAGGAUGCUGCCAUUGUUUAUUUACCUAUUGUACCAACAAGACUUGGAGAUAUCAAAGUACAUAUCUAUGCUACUACUGUAAUUGGAAGAGAUUCAGUUACGCGUAAUUUGCACGUAGAAGCUGAUGGUCUUCCUCAAUAUAGACAUCAGUCUAUUUUACUUGAUCUUAGUAAUCGCGCCUAUGUAUUUCAAUAUAUGCAUGUCAACAUUACAGAAACACCUAUUAUACCAUAUGACGAAAAUCGUUACUAUGUAUUUGGAUCAAAUAAGGCAGUGAUAAGUUUAGUUGGAGAUGUCGUUGGUCCGAUUUUCCCGACUAUGCCUGUUAAUGCUACAAGUCUCAUGAAUCUUCCUAUGGAUUCUGCAGAACAAAAUAUGUUUAGUUUUGCCGCUAAUUUGUACACAACUUUAUAUAUGCGUUUAGUUAAUCAACGUAAUAGAACGCAAGAGAAAGAAAGUUUUUAUUAUAUGAAUAUUGGCUAUCAAAGACAACUUUCUUUUAUGAAUCCUGAUGGAUCUUUUAGCUUAUUUCGUAGUGAUUGGAAUCAAUCUUCACCAAGUGUUUGGUUAACAGCAUAUUGUGCUCGUGUUUUACAAGAAGCACGCUUUUAUGAAUGGGAGAAUUAUCUUUAUAUUGAUCCCGAAGUAAUAGCUCAAGCAGUGUCUUGGUUAUUGAAAUAUCAAACACCUGAAGGAUCAUUCUAUGAAGUUACGUGGUUACCCGAUCGUAAAAUGAACAGCUCUCUAAAUUAUGAUUAUGAUAUAAUAACUCAUAGGAAUAUCAGCCUUACAGCUCAUGUUCUAAUCACAUUACAAAGUGUGAAGGAUUUACCUGAAGGACUGGGAACACAAGUUGCUGUAAGUGCUGUAGGUGCAGUGAAAUGGUUAGAAAGAAAUUUAAAAUUAUUGGAGGAACGUGGAAAACCUUACGAAAUAGCGAUAGUAUCAUAUGCUUUAUUAUUGGCAAAAGCUUCUACUGCAGGACAAGCAUUUAAUAUAUUAGCUAGACAUGCUCGUAGAGAAGGAGGAUUAACAUAUUGGGGCAGAGAACAAGUGCCUCUUCCACCUUAUAAGUUAGAAAAUCAAAAACCAUUUCUUCUACCACGUUUACCAUAUAUGUAUGAUUCAGAAAACAUCGAAACCACUGCCUAUGCUCUUCUGGUGCAUGUUGCUCGACAAGAAAUAAUGAUAGAGCCUAUAGUAAAAUGGUUGAAUGCUCAAAGACUGACAGAUGGUGGUUGGGCUUCUACGCAAGAUACCGCGUGGGCGAUGAAAGCAUUAAUGGAUUAUACAGUCAGAUCAAGAAUUCGAGAUGUUAGUUCAUUAACUGUUACUGUCGAAGCUACAGCUCUUCCAGGACAGACUAAGACAUUGUUUGUCAAUGAUAAUAAUCUUGCAAGGCUUCAAACUAUUGAAAUACCAGAAGCUUGGGGAACAGUAAGAGUACAAGCAAAAGGUGCUGGAUAUGCAAUUCUGCAAAUGUCUGUUCAGUAUAAUGUAGAUAUUGCGAAAUUCCAAACACAACCACCUAUAAGAUCUUUUGAUCUAAUGACCAGAGCAAAUUUCCAUGGCAGAAAUCAAUCUCAUAUUUCAUAUCUCAGUUGUCAAAAAUGGAUAAAUACAAAUGAAUCUUCGCGUUCUGGUAUGGCAGUCUUGGAUGUAACUAUUCCAACAGGAUAUAUAAUUCAACAACAAACUUUGGAUACAUAUAUCAGAUCAAAACAAGUGAGAAAUCUUCAAAGAGCACGAUUCCAGGAAAAGAAAGUUCUCUUUUAUUUCGAUUAUUUGGAUCAAGAAGAAACGUGCGUGAAUUUUACUAUAGAAAGAUGGUUUCCAGUUGCAAAUAUGUCACGAUAUCUUCCUAUCAGAGUUUAUGAUUAUUAUGCUCCAGAACGUUUUAAUGAAACUAUAUUUGAUGCUCUGCCUACUUAUACACUAAAUAUUUGCGAAGUUUGUGGAAGUUCUCAAUGUCCUUACUGCCCGAUUUAUAAUACUGCAACGAUGUUAGCUACAACAUCAGGUUUUCUAUAUAUUGUUUCUCUUUUAGUUGUUGUAAUGAGAUAUUUUCGCACACAAGAAUUUAGUAUAAGUUAAUUUUGAUAUUUAACAGGUGAUAAUUUGAUAAAA